Molecule: messenger RNA, 6547 nt
Organism: Gasterosteus aculeatus aculeatus (three-spined stickleback)
Lineage: Eukaryota; Metazoa; Chordata; Actinopteri; Perciformes; Gasterosteidae
Gene: col4a1
Product: collagen, type IV, alpha 1
Biological process (GO): extracellular matrix organization
Cellular component (GO): collagen trimer
Molecular function (GO): extracellular matrix structural constituent conferring tensile strength
Source: RefSeq, a predicted model, not a curated record
CAAAGAUGCAGCCCAACGUGUCCGCGCUCCUCCGAUGAGUCAAUAGUUUACCAGAAGAGCGCGAGAGAGCACGAGGAGCUGCAGACAGGUGUUGUUGUGUUCUUAAUUUAUUUUUUUUAAUUGUUGCGGGUCCUCCGCCAUGCUGCUGCCGUCCUCCACCCUGCUGCUGCUGGCGGCUCUGUACGGCGGCGUAGACCUGACGGGGGCUGAGGGCUGCGGGGCAUCAUGUGGAAAAUGUGACUGCAGUGGUGUGAAAGGAGCUAAGGGUGAGCGUGGAUUUCCUGGUCUUCAAGGUAAUAUGGGUUUUCCAGGGAUGCAGGGACAUGAAGGUCCUGCAGGACCAAUGGGCUCCACGGGAGAUCUGGGUGACACCGGAGCUGCUGGACUGAAAGGAGUGCGAGGUCCUCCUGGUCUGCCAGGUUUUCCGGGAAAUCCAGGACUACCAGGAAUCAAUGGAAAUGAUGGACCACCAGGUUUGCACGGUAUCCCAGGGUGCAAUGGGACUAAAGGCGAAAGAGGGAGGGAUGGCACUCCUGGUUUUCCUGGGAUUCAAGGACCUCCCGGCAUCUCUGGAAUUCCUGGAAUGAAGGGCGACCCUGGAGGUGUGAUCGGGUUUGUUCCCAUGAAAGGAGACAGAGGAUUCCCUGGCACACCUGGAUUACCUGGAUCAAGUGGAGCUUAUGGACCCACUGGACCUCCAGGACCUCGAGGCUAUCAAGGACCCAAAGGUGAUCCUGGUUUCCCAGGCCCCCCCGGAGAAAUGGCCGACAAGCUGUCCUUUGAGAGCGAGAAAGGAGAUAAGGGGGAACGAGGCUUCCGGGGCCCGCCCGGCCCUCCUGGUCCCACGCUUGAAGGAACUGGAGGAAUAAUCACAGUGCAGGGUGAGAAAGGACCUCCAGGGGAUAAAGGAGACAAAGGCACCUGCAAGUCCGAUCUAGUUGGUCCCAAAGGGGAAAUCGGUCCUAGUGGAGGAAGAGGUAAACCUGGCAAGGAUGGAGACGCAGGGCCAAAGGGAGACAAAGGCUUCUCUGGAUCAAUUGGAUACCCUGGUUCUCAGGGUGAAAAGGGAGAAAGGGGACCUCCAGGUCAUGGUGAUGGUUCUCCUGGUCCUGCCGGUCCUCGUGGUUAUCCAGGGUUACAAGGAGAAAAAGGCUUUCCUGGUCCUCAGGGAGAAGCAGGGCCACCAGGCCGCAACUUCGAAGGGCCUCGAGGGGAGAGCGGUCAGAAGGGAAACACUGGUGAGAAAGGAGACAGCGGUUUAGAAGGAGAGUCUCUUGUUGGACCUCCAGGACAACCAGGGACCACUGGAUCGCCUGGACCUCCUGGACUACCGAUUGAGCCUAAUGAAUGUAACAUCGAGAAAGGAGCUCCUGGCCCACCUGGAUCCCCAGGGUUACAAGGGGAAUUGGGACAGAAAGGUGAUAGAGGAGAUACCUGUGUUGAGUGUGAAGCCUUUGGCCCACCUGGAUUACCUGGGCCCCAAGGACCAAAAGGAGAUCAAGGACCUCCUGGGCAAGUAGGCGGCAAGGGAGAAAAGGGUGUGUCCGGCUCUUUUGGACAACCUGGAAUUCCUGGCUCUCCAGGUGUUCCUGGGUUGAUUGGGUCACCUGGUGCUGUUGGUGAUCCAGGAGAUGUUUUCUCAGCUCCUGGUCUGAAGGGGGAAAAAGGUAUGCCUGGUCUUUCUGGUACACCAGGUCAGUCAGGACUGGAUGGACCGCCAGGGAGAGAUGGCCUUCCAGGGAUACCCGGCUUCAAAGGAGAACCAGCCAAAGAAGGCAUCAAGGGUGAGCGUGGACCAGAUGGGAACCCUGGUUUUAGUGGCCCACCCGGAGAGAGGGGUCCACCUGGCCUUCCAGGAUUUGGUCGACCAGGAGAGAGUGGAGAGAAAGGCAGUCAGGGAAGACCAGGCCUUCCUGGAACUCCUGGACCAGCUGGUACAAAAGGUGAGCCAGGUAAAGGUGUGAGCACUCCUGGACCUCAGGGAGUACCUGGACCACGUGGAGAAACCGGAGUACCUGGACUUCAAGGUGACACAGGCCUGCCUGGAGACUUAGGCCAGCCAGGUUUCCCUGGACAGAAAGGUGAACCCGGAUCCGCUGGAAUUGGAUUUCCAGGCCAAACUGGCCCAAAAGGAAUCAGUGGAAUUCCAGGAGCUCCAGGAUUACCUGGAGAGCCUGGAAGACGAGGACAGGAUGGCUUGACCGGACAACCUGGUACCCCUGGGCAAAAAGGUGACCCAGGACAGGGUCUUCCAGGCCUAAAAGGUGAUCAGGGUCCCCAAGGAAUUAUUGGCUUCCCUGGAGAGAAGGGUCCUAUUGGACUACCCGGUGUUCCUGGAACAGAAGGCAAAACAGGAGUGCCAGGAUCUCAAGGAAUCAAAGGUGACAACGGACCCCCAGGAUCUCCUGGACUUGUUGGCCCACCAGGUGAUCCAGGUAAAGGUUCCCCUGGGGCUCCUGGACCACAAGGACCCCCUGGAGAGCCAGGACCUUACGGUAGGGACGGUGUUAAGGGAGAAAAGGGUUACCCAGGCCCUCCUGGCCUCGACAUGCCAGGGCCUCAGGGAGAGAAGGGAACCCCGGGGUUCCCAGGAAACCCAGGUUCUAAAGGACUAACAGGGCCACCAGGCUUCCCUGGAAGUGACGGACUCACUGGAAACCAAGGUGUGAAAGGUGAAAUGGGUGUCAUGGGGACACCGGGACAGCAAGGAUUGCCUGGACUACAUGGUACACCUGGAUCUCCUGGAUUCAGAGGUAAUCCCGGUAUUACUGGACCUAGAGGGGAUAUUGGAGAGCCUGGAGCUAGAGGAAUAAGGGGAGACCAAGGUAUUCAGGGGCCUCCUGGGAACAUGAGCGGCGUUGACAUGGAGCACCUGAAGGGGGAAAAGGGAGACAUUGGAGACAAAGGUUUAUCUGGGUCUACUGGAUCGAAGGGCCAUCGUGGACUUCCUGGUGAUCCUGGAGGGGCAGGCAAAGAUGGGGAGCCUGGAUCACCUGGACAACCAGGUGAGAAAGGAGACCUUGGUUUUCCCGGGGAACCUGGCAGGAUGGGACCAACUGGUCAGAAAGGCAGUGUCGGAGAGAUGGGAAUACCAGGUGUGAUUGGUCCAAAGGGUAGUAAAGGAGAUAUUGGUACAUCGGGACAUCCUGGAUUCAGAGGCACGGACGGACAGAAAGGUGACAAGGGAGUACCUGGUGAUCCAGGUAUUGGGCUCCCAGGACAUCCAGGAGAAAAGGGUCCAGCGGGCCAGCCAGGCUUCCCAGGAUCACCGGGAGAGAGGGGGCUGAAGGGUCACGAGGGAAUGCCCGGCCAGCCAGGCCUGCAAGGAUCCAAAGGAGAAAAAGGACUCAUUGGUUAUACAGGUCAGUCAGGCAGACCAGGUGAGAAGGGAACCCCAGGACUGCCAGGGUCUGCGGGAGAAACUGGCCGUGACGGUCGGCCUGGUGAAGGAGGCUUGCAGGGACCGCCCGGUGUUUCCGGAGAGAAGGGAAAUCCUGGAGUGGAUGGUAUCCCUGGGUCCUCAGGGGAGAAAGGAGACCCAGGUUUAGCUGGACGAGGUUUCCCUGGACAACCCGGUGUGCUUGGUGGCAAAGGUGACAAAGGUAGUCCUGGCUUCCCUGGAACUCCAGGUCAUCCUGGUGUCCCUGGUAUCAAAGGUGACAAGGGACUUUCAGGCCUAAUUGGACCCCAGGGUGAGACAGGAGAGAGGGGGUUGACAGGUAUCUCUCUGGAGGGCCCUAAGGGAGAGAAGGGAGAGGCCGGAGAAGCCGGAGAAUCAGGGUCCUCAGGAGGACCAGGACCCUCGGGUGUGCCAGGUAGAGACGGCCAAAAGGGAGACAAGGGAGACCAGGGCCCCGCUGGUUUCCAGGGAGAGUCGGGACAUAAGGGUGACCCUGGAGUUACUGGACAUUCUGGACAACCUGGCCUUCCAGGUAUCGAUGGACAGAAGGGAGAAAGGGGACUGCAGGGUGUCCCUGGCUUCCCAGGUACAAGAGGUAAUUUUGGUGACAUUGGAUUCAAAGGAGAAGUUGGAGACAGAGGAUUCUCAGGAGAAACGGGCAACGAUGGACCUCCCGGUCCCCCCGGCCACACCAUUUACAUCAAAGGAGAUAUCGGGUUCCCAGGGAAAGAAGGCUUACCAGGUCCCCAGGGGCCAUCUGGGCUUCCUGGGCAGAAAGGACAGCAAGGUAUGACAGGCAUUUCGGGCCCUAAAGGGGACGAUGGCGUCCCUGGAUACCACGGUCAGUCUGGAUCCAAAGGAGAGCCUGGCCUGCCAGGGCCACAGGGACCCAGAGGACACCCCGGCCCCACAGGACCUGACGGUGUCCCGGGUCAAGUGGGUCACCCCGGCCCCUCGUCCAUGGAUCACGGAUUCCUGGUGACCCGCCACAGCCAAGCGCUGGACGUUCCCGUCUGUCCGCAGGGAACCUCGCUCCUGUAUGAUGGCUACUCGUUGCUCUACGUUCAAGGCAACGAACGCUCCCACGGACAGGACUUGGGUACCGCGGGCAGCUGUCUAAGGAAGUUCAGCCCCAUGCCCUUCCUGUUCUGUAACAUCAACAACGUGUGCAACUUUGCAUCUCGUAACGACUACUCCUACUGGCUCACCUCCCCUGAGCCCAUGCCCAUGAGCAUGGCACCCAUCACUGGUGAAGGCAUCAAACCCUUCAUCAGCAGGUGUGCAGUGUGUGAAGCUCCAGCCAUGGUGAUGGCCAUUCACAGUCAGACCAUCAGGCUCCCAGAAUGCCCUCGCGGCUGGGAUGCUCUCUGGAUUGGCUACUCCUUUGUCAUGCACACCAGUGCUGGUGCUGAGGGCUCCGGUCAGGCUCUGGCCUCCCCUGGAUCCUGCCUGGAGGAAUUCCGCAGUGCUCCAUUCAUCGAGUGUCACGGCCGUGGGACCUGCAACUACUACGCCAACUCCUACAGCUUCUGGCUUGCCACCAUUGAAGACAGUGAGAUGUUUAGGAAACCUGUCCCUUCGACGCUCAAAGCCGGCAACCUCCGAUCAAACGUAAGCCGUUGUACUGUGUGUAUGAAGAGGACAUAAACCCCCAAACUCCAGAGUCCUCCUUCCUAACAUGCGAGCAGAAAAGUGUGCGCUGACGACCCCGACCUGGCUUGCUGUCUUCAAACGAUGGUGCUAUUUCCCUGCGUGUGUGAGAGCGGAGGGACAGAGAUGUGCUUUGCAAAACAGCCGGAGACUAAACACUACAAACAGAAACCGAGUGACUUUUGCUGCAUACAGAACACGACAUGAUCACAACAAGUCUGUAAAGAAUCGCACCCAGUUUGCCACUGCACUGAGGACACGCCCCCUAAACUGGUAAACUGGUGUUCAUAUUGUGUUGAGUUAGGUGCUAUACAAUCUUACUUAUCGGCCGUUCUUUUUUUCUUCUUUCUCCUUCCAAUGUCCCAGCAUUCAAAGAUAUAGCCUCAUUUUAUUCUAUAUUUUAGCUUGUUUAUACAUACUAAUGAACAGGAUGGGACCUACCACUGGUUACGCACGCUUGCCAUUCGUUAAAUCACCGCAAUGUUGCCGACACACAUACAUACUUAUCACUGUGUUGUAAAUAUAAUGCAUUCCUCUCUAACAUAGUCCAACAUACUCUCCUCAGGUUAUUAUUGAAAUACUUUGUGUGUUAUUAAGUCCAUUUUUAUUUAUAAGAUUUAUGAGAAUAUGUUGGACUUAAGUGUACCUGAGAUUCCAUUGAUCCAAAAACAGUGUAUCAACGUCUGACCAUCAGCGCCUUACUAACAAACAAAACAGCAUUGAACGAGCAUCGGUGCUGUGUGUGUGUGUGUGUGUGGGAUUGUGUGAAUGUACAUGUAUUAAUGGAAUUGAGCUGCUUGCAGGUGAUACGUGUUUUGCGUUGUCUGCAUGUAUAUUGUUGCACAACCCCGUCCUUGACAUAACAGACGCACCAAAAGAACCAAAAAAAAGAAAUCCUGUACCUUUGCUCGGUCGGAACGUUGUGUUAAAUUGCUUGUGUGUCUGAUCCCAAAGAAAUGCACGUGUAUAUAUACUUACACAUAACACCUACCUUGCUCUUUUUUGAAUUACUUUUGUUAUCUUGGUUGAUUUAACUCUAAAGAGUGAGGGAUGAUUGAUGAUUAGUCAAACCCAGACGGACGAGGAGGAUUGUAUUUAUAAGUGUGUGUGCAGGUUGACAUGCUUUAAAAGGUCUCAACAUACGAUUGGGUUUUAUUAAUCCGUUAAUAUACAGUAUUUGGAGAUUGUGAGUCUCGGUCAGCAGGCGGAAGGCCCUUUGGACACCAGACGUCCCAUUCAGAGCUACUUUAGCAAGCAAGCUAUUUCUUGUGUUUAAGCUUCAGCACUGACCGUAACCUGUAUUUGUUUGCAUUGCUUGGUUGUGAUGAAAUGCUCCACGAGUACAUACAGUAUCAGUAGUGUUAACAGACCUGAUUAUUCUGGCGAAUAAUCUCACACACAGAACAAAAAGUCAUUCGUAAACACCUUAUAUUUUCCAGAUUCUAUACUGUGUACUCCCUGCAAUAAAAUGAUUUGUAGAAUUUUCUUCUUAAUUAA